Molecule: messenger RNA, 3420 nt
Organism: Magallana angulata
Lineage: Eukaryota; Metazoa; Mollusca; Bivalvia; Ostreida; Ostreidae
Product: heat shock 70 kDa protein 12A-like
Exons: 9
Coding region: 209-2281 (690 amino acids)
Source: RefSeq, a predicted model, not a curated record
UUGUACUUUCACCGAGUGACAGUUACAUUAAAGGGGUUUGAUACAUUCGAUUUUUUAAAAUAUUAAUCUUUGUAGCUCAAAGUAUAUAGAUAAAUUCUGUCGAUUAUGUAAAACGAAAGUAGAAAAAAGUUAAAAACUGUUGGAAAGUUCCGCACUUAUCUGAAGUUAUCAAAUCACGAGAAUGGAUUGGUGAUCAUGGUAUACUGAAAUGGGAAACGCAGAGUCUAAGAAGGAGGAGGAGGCAUCAACAGCGGAGGGUUCAAAGACAAAGGAAACCAAAGAGGAGUCUGAUUCAGGAAGAAAAAAAUCUGCUGAUCACAAAAAAGAAAGAUCCCACCGAAAAAAAGAGAGGUCAGGAGCAGGAUCCAAAGAGAGGCCAAAGACUGGAGAGACAGGGGAAAGUAGACAUACCCAACGGGAUGAAUCCGAUUCAACCCAGCGAGUGAAGGAUAAAACAGAGAAAUUUUCUGCCACACAAGCUAGAUCUUCCAAUCCUGUCAAACAGGAAUGGAAUAAAGAUGUUGCUAAUGUCACUGAAUUGGGAAAGAGACAUCAGCGAUUGGUGGUAGCAGCCAUAGACUUUGGUACUUUUGGAUCAGGAUUUGCCUUAUGUAUUUAUGCAGAUUACAAAAGAGACCCCAAUAAAAUAAGUGUUCACACCUGGAAUAGUGGAACCGCUAUUACCAACAAAGCACCCACGACUGUGUUGAUAAAUCCCAAUGGCAAGGACUGUCUGAGCUUUGGUUACGAUGCAGAGCGUGAGUUUGUGGACUUGGAACCUGCAGAGCAAAAGAAACAUUAUCUUUUCAGACAAUUCAAAAUGAAGCUGUUCAGUAAUCCCGAUCUGUCAGAGUCAACAAAGUUAAAGGACAUCACAGACAAAGAGCUACCUGCUGUUGACGUCUUUGCAGCUGUUAUCCAAUUCUUUAGAGAGAGUUUGCAAAAGAGAUUAAAUACCAGGAAUUUGGAGGAUUUUACCUAUGAUGAUGUAUACUGGGUCAUCACUGUACCAGCUAUUUGGGAUCUGAAGGCAAAAGAGUUCAUGAGGAGGGCAGCUGAAAAAGCUGGACUCAAGGACUCUCAGCUUUCAUUGGCCCUGGAGCCAGAAGCAGCAUCCUUGUACUGUCGCAAAAUUCCAGUGGAAAUCAACACACAGAAAGAUGGAGCCAAACAAAUCGCAUCUCUCCCAGAGGGUGCCAAGUACUUGGUGCUUGAUCUCGGAGGGGGCACCAUAGAUAUCACAGCCCAUGAAGUGAUGGCUGAUGCAGGACUAAGAGAGCUUCACCAAGCUAGUGGAGGCUACUAUGGAGGAACUUGUGUAAAUGAUGAAAUCAUGUCCUUCUUCAAACGACUGUUUGGUGCUCCAGUUUUAAUGAGGCUCAAAGAAGAAAACCCAGGAGACUACCUCGAUUUGAUGAAUGAUAUUGAGAUGAAAAAGUGCACGUAUAGUCCCAAAAUGGACAAGAACAACAUCACUUUAAGGCUUCCUGUCACUUUGUUGGAUGCAUAUAAAGAGGAGACUGAAUGCCAGAUUGAGGAAUGUUUACAAGACACAGCAUUUGCAGAUGAUGUGCAAAUAAAGCGAGACAAGAUGAUGAUUUCUAAAAAACUUUUUGGAAGUUUUUUUAAAUCAUCAGUUGAUAAUGUGGUUAGAAUAAUUAAGGAGAUUUUGGACACACCAAGUAUGUCCGAGGUCACCACAUUUCUCGCUGUAGGAGGGUAUGCUGAAUCUGCUUUGAUCAAAGAGACACUGCAGACUACCUUUCCAGAGAAAAAGAUUGUGAUACCAACUGACCCUAGCCUCUCUGUAUUAAAAGGAGCUGUUAUCUAUGGAUUUGAGCCAGAGAUCAUUGCUUCCAGGGUUUGUAAAUAUACCUAUGGAAUAGCCAAGACAGGCAUUUGGAAAGAGGGAGAUCCUGAGAGUAAAAAACUCCCAGAGAAAACCAAAAAAGGCCUCUAUUGGUGUGAUGGUGUGUUUGACAAACAUGUAGAGGUGGGACAAGUUGUUAAACUUGGAGAGUUCCAGGAGGCGAAAGAGUACUUUGCUGUGGAAGGUCAGGUUGAGGCGCUGCUAGAUUUUUAUGCUUCUACAGAAAAGAAUCCCAGAUUCGUGGACGAUCCUGGGUGUACUUGUGUUGGAAAUUUGGUAUUGGAUUUAUCUGGAGGGAAAACAAAGAAGAAGAUCUUGGUUAGGAUCGGUGUUGGGGGAACUGAGCUAGAAGUUGAAGCCAUGGACCCCACUGGUCAUGUUUUUAGAUCAAAUUGCAAUUUUUUACCUUAAUUUAUAGCUUUUUAUGUAAAGUAAUUAGACAUUGGUCGAAUGUGCCAAAAGUAUAAUGUUGCUCACUUAAAUGUACAGUACUUUACUAACUCACUGUUGAACUUUCAAAUUGUAAUCAUCCACAUGCUACUUUUAUUUUAUCAAAAAUUCUGAUUCAAUUGGUGACAUGGAUGCUCUAUUUUUAGACGACUUUUUAAUAUGUGAACUGUGAAACAGUGAAUAUCUAUAAAUCAUUAUUUGAACACAAAAAUGUUCGUACAUAACACAGUGGAUACUUUUUGAGAGUUGUUGAGAAGCAGUCCUUGAGUCCUUGAGAAGCAUACCUUAUGUAACAUUCAACGAACUUGGCUGAUUUUUCUUGUCAGAUUACAAUUGUGACAGAUUCAAGUGAAUGGGAUUGAAUUGUCUGCAAAGCCUGGUGUGUUAUAGGAUGGACAAAAUUCAAGAAAUAAGAAUUCAAUUCCUAAAAUAUUUCCUGUCGCAUAGUUAUGGCCUCAAAACCUUUCACCUUUGCUGUCUGCCAAUUUUUCGGUCCAGAUAUUUUUGGAUGUCUUCGAGAUAAUCUUUUAACAAUUACUACCUAUAAAUGCUGCAGAAAUAAUCCUGAAUUUGUAUAUUGAGCUUUAUUAAUAUUGUUUCUGCUGUGUGUGUGUGUGUGUGUGUGCGCGCAUAGUGAAUAGAAACUUUGGAACUGUUCAUUUUCUUUUAUAUAUAUAUAUAUGUCUGUGUGUGUGUGUGUGUGUGUGUGUGUGUAUUUAUAUAUAUAUUUGCAUUAUGCUGCUAUUUCACUGUAGCCAUCUAGUCUAUCGGAAUGUCUUAAUUGUGCUUAUUCAGUGGAGUAGUUAAUAUAAAUUUGAAAUUUUUUUUGGUACAGGUCCCUAUCAGCCUUCUGGCCAAGGAGUUCACUUGGUAAGGCCAUCCAAUUUGCCUUAUUUACUUUUCAAGUGUGAUCAUACCAUAUAAGCCUAAAGGUUAUCUGUAAUUUUAAGUUGCCAAUUUUCAAGGGGGAACCACACCUUUGCAUAGUAGCGUCACUCCACGUGACGUAUGUCUAUAGUAGUGAAAAACUUGUCUACAUGAAACCAUAAUAUAUAAAAUAUUGUAAAUUGUAUGCUGAAACUAAUAAAAAUAUAAUAUCU